AUGACGUCAUGGGGUGGUCCACCAUUUUGUAAAAGAGCUGCAACCAUCCUUCACCUUCAGUAAAUUUCCACUUACUUCGGUGAUAAAAUUUAGCUCUUCUCUUCAAAGUAAUACAAAAUGUCUGAAGCAGAAGCUAACCUUAAGCCUUUAGAUGACGACGAGCCAGAAGAAACUCCUGGAUACGUUCCGCCAGCUCAGAAAACCUGGGAAGAAAUUCAGAAUCUGGACGCGGAUGAUGAAGCUUUAGUGAAAUACAAGCAGACAUUACUCGGUGUCACUCCUGAGGAAUUGCCAAAAGGUCCAAAAAAUGUGGUGGUAGAAAAAGUAGCGAUUGUUCCCACAGACGAGAAGGGUAAUCCAGUGCGAGAUCCAAUCGAACUUGAUCUGAUAGGAGACAUCUCCAAACUUAAAGAUUCUCCUAUCACUAUCAAAGAAGGCACAUACUAUAAAAUCAAAAUCAUAUUCAAGGUUUACAAUGACCAGAUUAUUUCAGGCUUAAGGUUGCAUAAUCUCUUCUACCGCAAGGGUAUCCGUGUUACCAAGGACUCAUUCAUGGUCGGCAGCUAUGGCCCUAAGUUUGAACCCCAUGAGUAUCUGACACCUAUAGACGAAGCUCCAAAGGGCAUGAUGGCGCGCGGAAAGUAUAUUAUUAGAAGCAAGUUCAUUGAUGAUGACAAGAAUAGCCAUCUUGAAUGGGAAUGGGCUAUUGAAAUUAAGAAGGACUGGCAGUGAUUUUCUCUAACUCUCUGUUAGUUUCUUUAAACACUCCCAUGCUUACAUGGAUGUUUUAUUGGAGUUAAGAUGGCAUACAGGGGCUACACAUGGAGUCCAUCAUAACAAGAAACAGACAAUAGGAUUUAACUAAUUCAAAGCAAUUGCACAGUUGAAGUCCUAAUAAAUUCAUAUUUAGAUAGAUUUUGGGGAUUUUCUGCUAUUAGGUUGCCAAACAUUUUAACAAAUGCUUUGACUACUGGUGUUGAUGAUCUCCAAACCAAUGCAUCAUUAAAAGAAUUUCAAAUACAUAAAACAAGCUUAACAAAUGUGUGCAAUCCAGUGUAAACAACUGUACAGGCUUCAGAAUGUACCCAGGGGGGUGCACGUUCGUGCCUGCACCCCCCUGGGUUUUGUCACUGAACCUUAGUAAGGCCCAUGCAUGUAUUUGCUAAUCCUAUUGCCGAAUUCUUGACAAAUUUAUGUUACAUGUGCUGUGCCUUUAUGCCACUAACACCUCCCUGGUGAUAACUUUUUGUUAUUCAGACAUUUAUAAAAAAAUAUAAACACACUUGUAAUUAGUAGAUGAUUGUGUGUAUAAGAUGUUUGUAUUGCGACUCGUACAGUAAUAAAUAAUUGGGCAUUUUUUAAA
Molecule: messenger RNA, 1363 nt
Organism: Nematostella vectensis (starlet sea anemone)
Lineage: Eukaryota; Metazoa; Cnidaria; Anthozoa; Actiniaria; Edwardsiidae
Product: rho GDP-dissociation inhibitor 1
Exons: 5
Coding region: 118-732 (204 amino acids)
Biological process (GO): Rho protein signal transduction
Cellular component (GO): membrane; cytoplasm; cytosol
Molecular function (GO): protein binding; Rho GDP-dissociation inhibitor activity
Source: RefSeq, a predicted model, not a curated record